GUGUGCUAUCUGUUUAUGAUUAAAAAUAGAAUGAGUCAUAUUAGAAGUUUACGUUGUACUAUGUCUUGCUUAAACAUUUAUAAUUUGAAACCUUUUGAAAGGCAUAUAUUAAUUAAAAAUGGAUAUAGAGAUGUUCAUCAUUCGUGUAAACUAUUAGUAGUUGGAGGUGGUACUGGAGGUUGCAGCAUGGCUGCAAAAUUUGUUAAUAAAUUUAAAGGCCAAAAUCAAGUUAUUAUAAUAGAACCAAAUGAGAUACAUUAUUAUCAACCAAUGUUUACUUUGAUUGGUGGUGGCAUAAGAUCUUUUGAAGAUUCAAAAAAACCAAUGAAAGAUACUUUACCAAAAAAUGCAAAAUGGUUUCAAGAAAAUGUAAUGAGUUUUGAACCUACACAAAAUCAAGUGACUAUGAGCAAUGGAGACACUGUACAAUAUGAAAUCAUGAUUGUUGCAAUGGGUUUACAAUUACAUUGGGAAAAAAUACCAGGUUUAGUAGAAAGUCUUAAAGAUAAUAUGUCAGGAGUUUGUUCAAUUUAUGGACCUGAUACUGUUACAAAUGUGUUUCCAAAAAUUACAAAAAUUAAGGAUGGUACUGCAAUAUUUACCUUUCCAAAUAGUCCUGUUAAGUGUCCUGGAGCACCUCAAAAAAUUGCAUAUAUUGCAGAAGAGUAUUUUCGAAAUCAAAAAGUACGUGAUAAUGUAAAAGUUGUAUAUAACACUGCUUUACCAGUUAUAUUUGGAGUUAAAAAAUAUGCUGAUGCACUUUGGGAUGUUUGCAAAAAGAAUAUUAUUGUGAAUGUUCAAACAAACCUUGUAAAAAUAAAUCCUAUAACUGAAGAAGCUGUAUUUCAAAAAUUAGAUGGAUCAAAUGAAACAUUUGUUGAAAAGUAUUCAUUACUUCAUGUAUGCCCACCAAUGGGUCCACCUGAUGUUUUGAAAAAACAUCCUUCGUUAACGAAUGAAGUAGGAUUUUUGUCAGUAGAUCCUAAAACUUUGCGUCACACGAAGUAUUUGAAUAUAUAUGGAAUCGGAGAUUGUAUUAGCGCUCCAAAUUCUAAGACGAUGGCAGCAAUAGCGGCUCAAGGAAAAAUACUAUAUAAAAAUAUUACGGACGAUUUAGCUGGUAAACCAAUGACUAUGACUUAUAAUGGUUAUUCAUCCUGUCCUUUAGUUACUGGUUAUAGAAAGUGCAUAUUAGCAGAAUUUGAUUAUAAUUUACAACCAUUGGAAACUUUUCCAGUAAAUCAAGGCCGAGAAUAUUUUUUUACAUUUAUACUUAAAGCUUAUAUAUUUCCGCUUUUAUAUUGGACUUUAAUGACUCGUGGCAAAUGGGAUGGACCUGAAUUUCUACGAAAAUAUUCAGAUGUAAUAAAAAGGAAAGAAGUCAAAAAUUAAAAUAAUUUUUAAUCAAAUGGAAAGUGAAUGUCUUUCAAUUUAGUUGUAUAUAAAUUUAAAGAUCUAUUAUAAUUAAUAAUUUAUUAUUAAUAAAUUCAUAUAUUAUAUAUUAAAAUAAAUAUAUAUAUAUAUUUGAAAAAUAAAA
Apis florea (little honeybee) is the source of this 1537-nucleotide messenger RNA. RefSeq names its product Sulfide quinone oxidoreductase (gene Sqor). Gene Ontology annotation, cellular component: mitochondrion. Lineage: Eukaryota; Metazoa; Arthropoda; Insecta; Hymenoptera; Apidae. The record is from RefSeq and is a predicted model, not a curated record. Gene Ontology annotation, molecular function: FAD binding; sulfide:quinone oxidoreductase activity.